CGUGAUCGUAAAGCGCAGACAGCAUUAACUGCUCGCGACACAUACGUGCUUCAACAAUGAAAGUCUACGUUGUACUGCUCAGCCUUUGGCUAUCGGUGUUUGCAGAGAGACGGCUCAUUGUUGGGGAUAUGACCAAGUUCCAAGUGACCAUAACGACGGGCAGUAUAUCUCACGCGGGCACUCAUUCCAACGUGUUCCUCUCUAUGACGGGGGACGGAGGAGUGACCAAUGAAGCAAAUCUCAAUGCAGGAAACAAGCACCUGUACGGUCAAGGACAUGUGGACAAAGUUGAAAUAUUUGCGCCAUCUGUCGGCCACAUACGAAGCAUCCACAUCCGCCAUGACGCACACGGGCACAACCCCAGCUGGUACAUCGAACAGGUCACCAUAGAGGAUGGAGUUGGUGUCUACGAGUUCCCCUGUCACUGCUGGCUGUCCACGAAGCACGGAGACGGUACGUUGUCCACGACGGUGCAGCUGUAUAAAUACACCCCACUUCCUCAACAAGCCUGACUGACCACGCGGACAUUGCAGCCACCAUCCUCCACGUGUCUGUAUCAGCCAUAGUCUUUCAAAUCGACACCACAUUUUUCGUAAUAUGCUUCUGGUUUGGGGUCUAUUGUGAAGGACACUUUUAGAUCCGGGUUAGAAUUGGUCUUCAGCAACCCAACCCAUUCGUCAUCGUAUCCCAACCGGGUUGAUCGAUGCUCAUACUGUUGAUCACUGGAUGUUGAGGACCAAUUAAGAUUGUAUUCUUGUCGGGAACUGUUUUCAGUCCAGUGACGUUAUUAUAAUGUUUAUAUAUUAUCUAUUCCCAGACAGUAAAAAAACGAUUUAAGAAU
Haliotis rubra (blacklip abalone) is the source of this 841-nucleotide messenger RNA. RefSeq names its product lipoxygenase homology domain-containing protein 1-like. Lineage: Eukaryota; Metazoa; Mollusca; Gastropoda; Lepetellida; Haliotidae. The record is from RefSeq and is a predicted model, not a curated record. Gene Ontology annotation, molecular function: protein binding. The transcript has 5 exons. The coding region runs from base 57 to 512 and encodes 151 amino acids.